Rosa chinensis is the source of this 2943-nucleotide messenger RNA. RefSeq names its product disease resistance protein RUN1-like. Bases 62 to 2551 code for a protein of 829 amino acids. Lineage: Eukaryota; Viridiplantae; Streptophyta; Magnoliopsida; Rosales; Rosaceae. Gene Ontology annotation, biological process: signal transduction; defense response. The record is from RefSeq and is a predicted model, not a curated record. Gene Ontology annotation, molecular function: ADP binding. The transcript has 4 exons.
CUCCGGGGGACUUGACUCCUCGACUUGAUCCUGCCUCUGCAUUCCGUUGUCCACAGUAGAAAUGAAGUCACCGGAGCCAUCAUCUUCAUCAUUACCACUCGAGCCACCAUCCUUACCGGACUGGGACACACAUCGGAUAACCUACGACGUGUUCUUGAGCUUCCGAGGUAACGAUACACGCAGGACCUUCACGGACCACCUCUACGCGGCACUAGUUGGUGCCGGAGUCAGGACGUUUAGGGAUGCCGAGGGACUAAGAAGAGGGGAGAACAUAUCAGAGGAAUUGGUGCGGAUAAUCCAAGAGUGUAGGAUCUCUCUCAUCGUCUUCUCAGAGAACUAUGCGGAUUCAAGUUGGUGUCUUGAGGAGCUGGUGCAGAUCAUGGAGUGUAGACGAACACUGGGGCAGUUGGUUUUCCCAAUUUUCUAUCAUGUUGAUCCUUCGGAUGUCAGGAAGCAGAAGGGUAGUUUUGGUAAGGCAUUUGAGAAACAUGAAGCUAGAAAUCAAGUACCCAGCUGGUGGAGAAGAGCAAUUAUCCAAGCAGGAGUACUUAUUGGACGAACGGUUACUGAUGAUGUACGAAAGAAAUAUGAAGCUAGACAGCAGGGUACAGAAAAGAUAGCGAGGUGGAGAGCUGCUCUUAACGGAGCUGCAAAUUUGGCCGGCUUCGAUAUUGCUGAUAGGCCUGAAGCAGAGUUUAUCAAAAGCAUUGUUGACGAGAUCUGCAGACAGCUGACCACCCCAUGCUUGAAUUUAGCUGCCUACCCAGUUGGAAUAGAUUCUCGUGUUCAAGAUAUUAGUAAAUGUUUAGAUGUUGGAUUAGAUAAUGAUGUUCGCAUGGUUGGAAUUUGGGGUAUGGGUGGAAUCGGCAAAACAACAGUUGCCAAAGCCAUCUAUAACAAAUUUUAUCAUGACUUUGACGGUAGAUGUUUCCUAGAAGAUGUUAGGGAAACUGCAAAGGACUCAAAUGGUAAGAUUAUCUUGCAAGAAAGACUUAUUUAUGAUGUCUUAAAACCAACCAAGAUACCGGUAGGUGGUGUUUCCAGAGGGAUCAAUGUGAUACAAGAACGACUUGGAAGCAAAAAGGUACUUGUCAUUGUUGACAAUGUAGAUCAUGAGGAUCAAUUGAAUGCAUUGGCGAUAAGGCAUGAUUCCUUUGGUCCGGGAAGUAGAAUUAUUAUAACAACAAGAGAUCGACAUUUGCUAGAACUAGUGGAAGUGGAUACCAUACAUCUGACUCAAGGAAUGAAUGAAGAAGAAGCUCUUGAGCUCCUCAGUUGGCAUGCCUUUCAAAAUUCUUCUCCUAAUGAAGACUAUAUCAAACUCUCAAGAAGAGUGGUUACUUACUGUGGAGGUUUACCACUGGCUCUAGAAAUUUUAGGGUCUUUCCUCUUUGGAAGGAGCAUAGGAGAUUGGAAUAGCACACUGAAGAAAUUGGAAAAAAUUCCUGAUGGCAGAAUUCAGUCAAGGCUCAGAAUAAGCUUUGAUGCAAUUGAUGAGAGCCAGAGGAACAUAUUCCUUCAUAUAUGUUGUUACUUCAUCGGAAUGGACAAGAACUAUGUCAUAAAUAUACUGAAGGGCUGUGGUUUUUCUCCAGAAAUAGAAAUCAGUGUCCUGCUCCAACGUUGCCUUGUAACUGUUAGUGAGAAAAACAAGCUCAUGAUGCAUGAUUUGCUUCGAGACAUGGGCAGAGAAGUUGUUCGUGAAGAAUCCCCAAACCACCCUGAAAGACGUAGUAGAUUGUGGCGUCAAGAAGAUGUAUUAGAUGUUUUGACAGAUGAAUCUGGAACUGAAGAGACUGAAGGACUCGCUCUAAAUAUGCAAAGAUCUGACAACUUGAAUUUCAGUACAGAAGCAUUUAGAAACAUGAGGAGACUGAAAUUGCUCCAACUCAACCAUGUACAACUCACUGGAGACUGCAACCAGUUUCCCAAAAAGUUAAGAUGGCUCUGCUUGCGAGGAUUCUCUCUGCAGGUCAUACGAAAUGAAUUUCUUAAUGAACCAGACCUCGUUUCUAUUGACCUGCGGUACAGCAAUCUCGUACAAGUUUGGGAGGAUUCCAGGCGGCUUGGGAAAUUGGAGAUACUUAAUCUCAGUCAUUCACAUUACCUAAGACAAUCACCAGACUUUUCACAACUCCCAUAUCUAAAGUACUUGAUCCUUAAAGACUGUGUAAGUUUGCCAGAAAUUGACAAGUCCAUUGGGUUUCUAUAUGGACUUGCUUUGCUAAAUCUUAAAGGCUGCACAAUGCUCAAGGACCUUCCGGAGGACUUUUAUAAGUUGAUUCAUGUUAAGACUCUUGUUCUUUCUGGUUGUUCGAGAUUUGAGAAUUUGAGCAAGCAUAUAGGAAAAAUGAUUUGUUUGAAAACUCUUGUUAUAAGUGGCACAGCCAUAAGUGAAGUACCAUCCUCUGUAGAUAAGAUGAGGAACCUGGACUUUUUAUCUCGACAAGGCCUGAAGGGACUAAAACGACGUUCCCGGGAUGGGACAUUAGUACCGCAAGGAUGCAUGAGACAUCAGGACCUAGCCAAUCCAAUCGAGUAUGAAUUCUGAUCAGAGAAUUAGCAGAGAAAAUAAGCUGAAAGUGAAGUAUUGAAGGAAGCUGAUAGGGUGAUGCGCCUCAGAUUGUUAACGUUAGAUCUUUUCUCUGACUCUUGGUGUUAUGUUGCUGUCAUGGGAGGAGCCGAUACCCUUCUUUUUCCUCAUAUCAGACUCAUGAUUUUCAUUUUCCUGUGCAGUAUUAACCUAUAAUUUCUCUGAGCAUGUAUUAAUAAGGACCGGAGUCACCGGACAUUCUAUCUACACUCAUUAGUUGUUCUAACGCCAUUCCUUAUUGGAAAAGUGGGAAAGAUGGUCUUGUAAGGAUAAAAAGUUUGACCUGUACGUGAUGUCAAUAUAAUCAUGUAUAGAGUUUGUAAAUUUGUUGAGUGCAUGCAUAUAUGAAU